AUGACACGGUCCAAAACCUCUGCUUAUUCCCCAAAGCUCAUUCGCAAAGAAGAGAAGCAGCUCUCGAAGCAAGCAGUGAAGGAAGGACGCAUCGACCGUCAAACUAUAAUUGCGCAGAGUUUCCGUUAUAGACGCGAGCUCGUGCAGAACUCUGUUAAACUCACGGACAUGGACUAUGUCAGGCCGGAAGACGUUGUUGAAGAUAAACCCAAGCGAGCCCGUCAAUCUGCAAGCCCUCGUCUAAACCUAGACCCUGUUGAGACCAAGAACGCUCUUGGAUACACGCUCUGGUUGGGCCCAUACAAGUGCGCAGAAGGAGUGGUUCUUGAUGAAACAGAAGAUCUCUCCGACGACGGGUGGGAAGAUGAGGUCCAAAGCCUCGACGAAGACUGUCGUCCCGCUGCUACUGUCGAAAUUGCCAUUCUAGAUAUCGCAACACCAGCGAAACUGAAGGGUGUCGCAAGGGAGUUUGAAGUUGUGCAAGGGCCGCGCGGCGUCAUUGUGCUUGAAGAUGACGGAUGCAGCGAUACUGAAGAGGAGUGGGAGAAGCUGUAUGAAGAGAAAGAGAGAGGGCCUCACGCGACGUAUUCCGCCGUCUUGCAAGGCGUCGGGGGUUGA
Molecule: messenger RNA, 618 nt
Organism: Pleurotus ostreatus (oyster mushroom)
Lineage: Eukaryota; Fungi; Basidiomycota; Agaricomycetes; Agaricales; Pleurotaceae
Exons: 3
Coding region: 1-618 (205 amino acids)
Source: RefSeq, a predicted model, not a curated record